AACACUGAAUCAAGCUCAAGGUCUUUGUCCUUAUUUGCUAAGCACUCACUGGCCUGGGCCCAGGAUAAGUAAAAGAUUGCUUAAAGCACUGGGAUGAAGAUCAUGGUCAACAUCUGAGGAACAGUGGAGCUUUCUACCUUAAGGAUAUAGCUAAUCUAUGCAGAAGACACAGCUGUCUGUGGGCCAGUCUGAAGCUGGGGAAAGAACUCCCCCAAGAACUAAAGACCAUCCCAAACCUCACCACCUUCUGCUCCAAGUUGAUUUCUGGUUUCCUGGUUUGCCUGAGAAGUCUCACUUCUAAUAGUCUAUACCAGAAGAAUCCUCCAGCCAGAAGGGGCCCAACACUGGAUUCUUCCUCAAGCAAAACUCCUAUUGGGUGGAAGACUGGAGUUCAAUCUGCAGUUUCAAUGGAAGAAGGCCAAGAACAAGAUCCUGUAGCUAGAGAGAUUACGGCAUGGACGUUUCUUUCUCUUCCCCAAAUCAGUGCUUUGUCAGAACAAAAUAUAGAAGGGGUUCAAAAAAAACUGGAAGAGUUUCUGAAUUUCAGACAAAUUAAGACAUCUUUGAAGGAAGCUGUUUUACUAGAUUAUUAUGUGUCGGGAUUUUGGUGGGCUAAAGAGAUGGACUUCACUCAUCUACAGCUCUCAGGAUUCAUGGCCAUCUUAGACUUUCUGUUGGAGAACCUCAGCACCAAACAUAUUACGCUAGAAGACAACAUAAAAGAGCUUGGGAGAGCAAUGGCUGGAAUAGGGGAGUCUCAUUCAGAAAAAAGUGGUGGCUUGGAUUUCUUCAGUGUUGAUCAAGCCAAGGCUAUAAUCAGUUACUUGAAGAUCAGUUUAUUUCAACACUAUAAACUAUAUGAAUAUCUUUUCCACAAACCCAGGGAAGAACUUGUAAUAGGCGAUGAGCAGAAUGUGGUUGAACUUGUCAAACCAAUGGAUACACUUUUCCCUGCUCCGCUAGAAGAAGGUAUAUCUUACGAUAUGUAUUCAUCAUUUAUUGCAUUACCCCCAGAAUCCGAGGUGGAAACUGAGGAAAUCAAUCAAGAAUGUCAUCCAGAAGGGCUCCAACCAGAAACAGAAUCCUUGGACAUAGAUCCUAUGGCUGGGUUCACCAUUGAAGAUGUUAAGUCAGUAUUGGGUCAGGUCACAACUGAAAUUAUUGGCAGCCUUCAGACUGAGAUAAACGAAAAACUGCAAAUGCAGGAAGAGGCUUAUACUGUGAGAAUAGACAAAUUAAAAAAUACCUGAGUAGCUAGACAAGAAGUGGUGCCGAGCUUUAGAGAAAUCUACGAAAACAAAAGAAGACAGUUGGCAUUCAUUUAAUUUUUUUUUUACAAAGGAAACUAUUGAGCUAAUGUUUGAGAAAAUAUUCAUCCAAAUUUAACAACUUUACUGUCCUCAUUAGCAUUUAUAUUUACUCUAUACUUAGUAAGAUAAAAGGAUUAGAAGGAUAUGUAGUUCAAAAAUAUAAAAGUGAAGUCUACUGCUAAAUAGCAAUUUCUGAUAAAAUUUUAAACUUCUCAGUAAUUCCACUCCUUUGUGUUCCUCCUAUUAUAAAGUACUUUUAAAUAUGAUUCUAGCAUUCCACCUCCCACUCCCCCCCCAAUCUACAAUAUUUUCAUAAAUUUUCGCUGAUGGAGAUGCAUAUUGUUGGUUUACAAUAGAGAACACCAUAUGAAAACAUUGCGGAUAUAUUAAGGAGAGAAUGUCAUUAACAUGUAAUUAUACACUUUUGAUCUACGAUUAUUUUCUUAAGUUCAUAUUAAUUUUUUUGCUGAACUUGCUAAAAACUCUAAUAUCAUAUAACACUUUUUUAUGUCCACCAUAUCGAAAUUACAUAAACAUAGGACUGGAUCCUACAGUUCUUUCUCAGACAUAGCUGCUUCUGACUUCAAUAGGAGUUUUGUCUGAAAAUUUGUAACACUUUAAUUCUGACUGUAUUUGUUACUUCAAUAUACAUUAGCAUUGUUCUGUAUUUUGUCACAUAUUGUAUAAAUGUUGGUUAGCC
This is a messenger RNA of Mauremys reevesii (Reeves's turtle), 2010 nucleotides long. It is a transcript of the gene CABCOCO1, whose product is annotated as ciliary associated calcium binding coiled-coil 1. Lineage: Eukaryota; Metazoa; Chordata; Testudines; Geoemydidae. The coding region runs from base 408 to 1250 and encodes 280 amino acids. The transcript has 10 exons. The record is from RefSeq and is a predicted model, not a curated record.